AGAAAGAUGGCGGCCCCCAGCUUUCCGACGCCGCUGCACGGGCACGUGGGUCGUGGUGAUUUCAGCGCUGUGUACGAGCCCGCGGAGGACACGUUCCUGCUGUUGGACGCCCUGGAGGCGGCGGCGGCCGAGCUGGCGGGAGUGGAAAUAUGCCUUGAAGUGGGAUCGGGGUCUGGUGUGGUGUCUGCGUUUCUAGCUUCUAUGAUAGGUCCUCAGGCUCUGUACAUGUGCACUGAUGUCAACCCAGAGGCCGCAGCUUGUACCCUGGAGACAGCACGCUGUAAUCAAGUCCACAUCCAGCCGGUCAUUACAGAUUUGGUCAAAGGCUUGCUACCAAGACUGAAGGAAAAAGUCGAUCUUCUGGUGUUUAACCCUCCCUAUGUCGUGACGCCGCCUGAAGAGGUAGGAAGUCGUGGAAUAGAAGCCGCUUGGGCUGGUGGCAGAAACGGUCGAGAAGUCAUGGACAGGUUCUUUCCGCUAGCCUCAGAUCUACUUUCCCCGAGAGGACUGUUCUAUUUAGUUACCAUAAAAGAAAAUAACCCAGAAGAAAUUUUGAAAACAUUGAAGACAAAAGGUCUGCAUGGGACCACUGCACUUUCUAGACAAGCAGGUCAAGAAACCCUGUCCGUCCUCAGGUUCACCAGGUGCGAGUGUACGGAGGGCUAGCGCACGUGUGCCAAGAGCUCUGGGAACUGAGUGCCCUCGGCAUAUUUUGAAACUGACGUCAUUCCUCAGUGAAGGAAUUUUAUCAGAAAUUCGCUGUCAAGAAAGAAGUGAGAAGAUGGUGCUCCUUCUCACCAGGAAAUCAGGCUUACAGAAACAUUUGUACAUGUACAAGUAAGUACGUGUAGUAUAUUUAUAAUUUUAAUAUUAUAUAUAAAUUAGAUAAGAAAAGAGUCUCAUUUCAGCGUUAAUUCUAAUAGCAAAACCAGGGAAUCAGCCUAAACAUAUCAGGAAGCAAAUUGGUUAAGAUAAAUUACACUGUGUCUGUUUGACUAACGACAUAGCCGUUAAACGCGAGUCAGGUCUGUCCUGAAGCAGAGGUGAUCUCUGAUACACCACUGGUGGAAAAGAGCGAGUUGCAGAAGUUUUAUGCCGGGGGGUAUAGCUCAAUAGUAGAGCACUUGACUGCAGAAGUUUUAUACUGUGUAUGUAUUUUUUAAAAAACAAUAGAGACCAUGUGUUUGUGUGUGUAUAUAAACAAUAAACUCUCAAAAGAUAACAGGAA
Molecule: messenger RNA, 1228 nt
Organism: Chinchilla lanigera (long-tailed chinchilla)
Lineage: Eukaryota; Metazoa; Chordata; Mammalia; Rodentia; Chinchillidae
Gene: Hemk2
Product: N-6 adenine-specific DNA methyltransferase 1 (putative)
Exons: 6
Coding region: 7-666 (219 amino acids)
Biological process (GO): methylation
Cellular component (GO): eRF1 methyltransferase complex
Molecular function (GO): nucleic acid binding; S-adenosylmethionine-dependent methyltransferase activity; protein methyltransferase activity
Source: RefSeq, a predicted model, not a curated record